Molecule: messenger RNA, 1495 nt
Organism: Apaloderma vittatum (bar-tailed trogon)
Lineage: Eukaryota; Metazoa; Chordata; Aves; Trogoniformes; Trogonidae
Gene: APP
Product: amyloid beta (A4) precursor protein
Exons: 11
Biological process (GO): central nervous system development; axonogenesis
Cellular component (GO): cell surface; plasma membrane; early endosome
Molecular function (GO): signaling receptor activator activity; signaling receptor binding; serine-type endopeptidase inhibitor activity
Source: RefSeq, a predicted model, not a curated record
UGAUGAUAAGGUAGUAGAAGAACAAGCAGAAGAAGAUGAGGAGCUAACUGUUGUGGAAGGUGAAGAUGCUGAUGACGACGAUGAUGAUGGUGAUGAAAUUGAAGAAGAGACAGAGGAAGAAUAUGAGGAGGCAACUGAAAGAACUACUAGUAUUGCAACUACUACCACCACAACUACAGAGUCUGUGGAAGAGGUUGUCCGAGAGGUGUGCUCUGAGCAAGCCGAGACUGGUCCGUGCCGCGCGAUGAUCUCCCGCUGGUACUUUGACGUGGCCGAAGGAAAGUGCGCGCCCUUCUUUUACGGUGGCUGCGGCGGGAACCGGAACAACUUUGACUCGGAGGAGUACUGCAUGGCGGUCUGUGGCAGCGUCAUCCCUACCACAGCUGCUAGCACUCCUGAUGCUGUUGACAAAUACUUGGAAACACCUGGAGAUGAGAAUGAACAUGCCCAUUUCCAGAAAGCCAAGGAGAGACUUGAAGCUAAGCAUCGUGAGAGGAUGUCUCAGGUCAUGAGAGAGUGGGAAGAGGCAGAACGCCAAGCAAAGAACUUGCCGAAGGCCGACAAGAAAGCUGUCAUCCAGCAUUUCCAGGAGAAAGUGGAAUCACUGGAACAAGAAGCAGCGAAUGAAAGACAACAACUGGUAGAGACUCACAUGGCACGGGUGGAAGCCAUGCUGAACGACCGUCGCCGCAUUGCUCUGGAGAACUACAUCACAGCCCUGCAGACUGUCCCACCCAGGCCUCGUCACGUGUUCAACAUGCUGAAGAAGUACGUGCGUGCUGAGCAGAAAGACAGACAGCAUACUCUCAAACACUUCGAACAUGUCCGCAUGGUCGACCCAAAGAAAGCUGCCCAAAUCAGAUCUCAGGUUAUGACACAUCUACGUGUGAUAUACGAACGCAUGAACCAGUCUCUCUCUUUCCUCUACAAUGUACCUGCUGUGGCAGAGGAGAUCCAGGAUGAAGUCGAUGAGUUACUUCAGAAAGAGCAAAACUAUUCUGACGAUGUUUUGGCCAAUAUGAUCAGCGAACCCAGAAUCAGCUAUGGAAAUGAUGCUCUCAUGCCUUCAUUGACGGAAACUAAGACCACGGUUGAACUUCUUCCAGUGGAUGGAGAGUUCAGCCUAGAUGACCUUCAGCCAUGGCAUCCCUUUGGUGUUGAUUCUGUUCCAGCUAACACUGAAAAUGAAGUUGAGCCAGUUGAUGCCCGCCCAGCUGCAGACAGAGGACUCACCACACGACCAGGUUCCGGGUUGACCAAUGUUAAAACUUCAGAAGAGAUAUCUGAAGUGAAGAUGGAUGCGGAGUUCCGGCAUGACUCAGGAUAUGAAGUUCGUCAUCAAAAGCUGGUGUUCUUUGCCGAAGAUGUGGGUUCAAAUAAAGGUGCCAUCAUUGGUCUAAUGGUGGGAGGUGUUGUCAUAGCAACAGUGAUUGUCAUUACUUUGGUGAUGCUGAAGAAGAAGCAGUACACAUCCAUUCAUCAUGGGGUUGUGGAG